This is a messenger RNA of Cantharellus anzutake, 462 nucleotides long. RefSeq names its product zinc-binding ribosomal protein. Lineage: Eukaryota; Fungi; Basidiomycota; Agaricomycetes; Cantharellales; Hydnaceae. Gene Ontology annotation, molecular function: structural constituent of ribosome. Gene Ontology annotation, cellular component: cytosolic large ribosomal subunit; ribosome. The transcript is spliced from 5 exons. The record is from RefSeq and is a predicted model, not a curated record. Gene Ontology annotation, biological process: translation. The coding region runs from base 11 to 331 and encodes 106 amino acids.
GCUCGCCACCAUGGUCAACAUCCCCAAAACACGACGGACCUUUUGUAGGAGCAAGAAAUGCCGAAAGCACACGCCCCAUAAAGUAACGCAGUACAAGACGGGGAAGCCGUCGUUGAAAGCCCAGGGGAAGCGCCGUUAUGACCGAAAGCAAUCCGGUUAUGGUGGUCAGACGAAGCCUGUCUUCCACAAAAAGGCGAAGACCACCAAGAAGAUUGUCUUGCGGUUAGAGUGCACCGAAUGCAAGUAUAAAUCACAGAAAGCCUUGAAGCGAUGCAAGCACUUCGAGCUGGGUGGGGAGAAGAAGACGAAGGGUGCUGCCAUUACGUUCUGAUCUCUUGUCCAUCACCCUUGCUCUCAACCACUAUGCAACUGGUUAUGAUGUAUUUCUCACUACUUAUGAUCGAUGCUAUGACCCAGUCGCUUCGCAAUCCAAUAAUGGUGCAUUACAGUCCUCGCCUCCGU